Molecule: messenger RNA, 916 nt
Organism: Planococcus citri (citrus mealybug)
Lineage: Eukaryota; Metazoa; Arthropoda; Insecta; Hemiptera; Pseudococcidae
Exons: 3
Coding region: 270-647 (125 amino acids)
Molecular function (GO): protein binding; serine-type endopeptidase inhibitor activity
Source: RefSeq, a predicted model, not a curated record
GUCCUAAUGGUGAUAAUUCUGGUUCUUCUGGUUGAUUCCGUAUGUAAAAUGUUGUUUUCCUUCAAAAUUAUAGGAAAGUGUCUCUUGUUGAUAACAAAAUUGCCACAUUUACGAGGAACUGUUCGAAAUCUGGCUUGAUGUUGUUGUGAUUGAAAAAUAUUUGUACUAAACGAUCACUUGGAAAUUACCUUAUAUUAUUGAAGUUUGGUUUGCUUGUGCGAGUAAUUGUUGUAUUUAUCCGAGGAAGACGAGACGUCGAAGCAUUCGAGAUGAUUUUUGAUACGAAAAUUUACGCCAUUUUAUUGGUAUCAAUAUUGGCAUAUGCUGCUGCAUUCGAGCCCUUGAUUAUUGCCGAUUCUGCGAUUCCAGUGGCUUAUCAAUUGAAUGCUAGAUUCAAAAGGCAAGGAUUGGGAUUUACCACUCAGAGGCCUACUGUUAACCUCAUCGCUAAUCAGAAUACCGUCGCCGAAGGCCCUUGUAUUAAUCAGUGUUCUCCUGUAUCCAAUUGGAGGCCUGUUUGUGGAACUGAUAACAUAACGUACUCGAGUAUCGAAAGAUUACGUUGUGCUCAACAAUCCUGUGGAAGACAGGUUCAACUUCUUCACCAAGGAACCUGUCAAACCAACCAACGUCCUCAGAGUGGAUAAUAAUUAGUCAAUGUUCUGAUAAUAAAAGUGCAAACUGUUUCCAUAUUUAUCAUUUCUGUGUCGUUUUCAAGCAUUUCGAGUAUUUCGUUCGGUUCCUGAUAAAAAAUUAUGAUAUAAGAAUACUUUUUUAAAAAUAAUAUUUUGGCUUAACAAGGUACCUACUUUGUGAAAAAAAAUUUCAAAAUAAAUAAUUUUUUUAGCAUAACUUAUAGGUAAAUAAGCUUGUACUUUAAUGAAGAGUUAACAAAAUAUAUGUCCGGAUACAAGAA